AUGGUUUGGCGCAGGUCCCUCUUUCUACAGCCCCUCUGCUGCCCUCAAGGCAGCAGUGAGAUCGUGCACCUUCAAUUGACGCCUUUGAGAGUCAUUUGCAGGGGGCCCUUCGUUGAAAGGACAAAUAGGCUGACGCGCCUUUUUGCGUCCUUCGCCGCUGGAGGCGCCUUCGUCCGCGUAACUAUUGCCGAGGAAACUGGAUCUAAACUUUACGGCAAAAGCGUGGCAGCCUCCAUAAGGCGAGCGGACAUCCUACGGGCGCUGGGAUCUCUGAGCUGCUCAACCCCCGGGCUUUUUGGAAGGCAGUUUGGAAUCUGCGUGAGCAGCACAACUCCCACCUUGAGCGUUACGAAGGAGGCCAUCAACGUACAGCCCGACAUUACCUCCGCCUCCGUCGACAGAGCCUUUCAGCCUACACAAUACAGUCCAAGGAAAGACCAAGUUUUCUGCUUUACGGACGGAUGCGGAUUCAUGUCAGCCCGGUUUUGGCAUCGCCUUGCCACUGCAUACCCCCAGUACAGGAGAUGCAGCGCCGUGCAGAUGCGACUGGGGGGCUUUAAAGGGAUGUUGGCACUUCACCCGUGCUUCCCAGAGAGCUUGCUAGAGAAGGGUCAUGACAUCAUUGCGCACCACUCCAUGCUGAAGUUUGACUGCCCAAUCCUGGUGAGCCCUUUUACCGAAUAUAGUCGCUGUUUUCCCACAUCUGUGGCAGCACCUAAGCGGCUGGCCCGAAGGCACCCGGAGUCGACCUUUUCAGGAAUCCUAGCUUGGGUUUUUCCUCGCACAGAGAGACCCUUGCAUCACUCGAGGUGUCGCUUUGCUUGCGUAUUCACAGAAACUGGAAGUUAA
Molecule: messenger RNA, 849 nt
Organism: Cyclospora cayetanensis
Lineage: Eukaryota; Apicomplexa; Conoidasida; Eucoccidiorida; Eimeriidae
Exons: 3
Coding region: 1-849 (282 amino acids)
Biological process (GO): siRNA processing
Cellular component (GO): nuclear RNA-directed RNA polymerase complex
Molecular function (GO): RNA-directed RNA polymerase activity
Source: RefSeq, a predicted model, not a curated record